AUGGCAAAAAGUAAAAAAUCAAAAUCAAGUGAAGGAGAUGGUGAGAGAAACGCAGACACUAAGAAACUAAAAACAAAAGAUUCUAGUAAUGCUAUGUCUUCGGGGCCAAUAUCAUUAAUAUCCGAAGGAAGCUUAAAGAUUUCUUUGUUAGUGAAGCCCGGAGCUAAAGAAUCGCGUGUUAGCGAUAUCUCAGAGGAUUAUAUCGGAGUACAAAUUGCAGCACCGCCCAGAGAUGGCGAAGCAAAUAAGGAAAUAGUGUCAUUCUUAGCUCAGGUAUUCCAAACACGGAAAACAGAUAUUUCUAUAAUGUCCGGAAUGAAGUCUCGAGAAAAGGUGGUGAGAGUAGACGGUGGUAAAGACUUAUCAAUAGAAAAGAUACGAGAAUCACUGGAAUCUAACAUGCAGCAAUAG
This is a messenger RNA of Ambispora leptoticha, 411 nucleotides long. The record is from the annotation of a GenBank genome assembly. Lineage: Eukaryota; Fungi; Glomeromycota; Glomeromycetes; Archaeosporales; Ambisporaceae.